This is a messenger RNA of Emiliania huxleyi CCMP1516, 807 nucleotides long. RefSeq lists its product as hypothetical. The record is from RefSeq and is a predicted model, not a curated record. Gene Ontology annotation, cellular component: endoplasmic reticulum. Gene Ontology annotation, molecular function: UDP-glucose:glycoprotein glucosyltransferase activity. The annotation marks the transcript as partial. Lineage: Eukaryota; Haptophyta; Isochrysidales; Noelaerhabdaceae. The transcript is spliced from 7 exons.
AUGCUGGCGGUGGCGGCGCUUAGCCGGGGCGCGCAGGCGGCGGCGGCCGCCGGAGGGGCGCUCGAGCUGACGGCGGUGCUCGACCCGCUCUCCAAGGAGGCGCAGCGCGCGGCUCCCCCCCCUUUAGGCCUCUCCGUCACGCUGCACCUCAACCCGAGCUUGCAGAUCGACAAGUUCCCGCUCGAGUCGUUCUACCGGUACGUCGUGUCGCUCGAGCCGAGCUUCGACAACGCCGGCCGAUCGCUCAGCCCGCAGCUCGACCGCGCCCUCUUCUCGUCGCUGCGCACGCCACAGGUGCUGACGCUGCACGUGGACGCACCCGAGGCGUGGCUGCUCGAGUGCACCGAGGCGGCGUACGACAUGGACAACCUGCGGCUCGCCGAGCUGGGCGAGCGGAGGAGGCCGUCCAGGCGUCGAGAUGGCGACCGUCGGACGGUGUCCGCGGUGUACGAGCUCGCGUCGCUCCUCAUCACGGGCAGCUGCGAGGACGUCGGCUCGCGCCACCCCCCCAACGGGCUGCAGCUGCUGCUCGGGACGACCGCACAGCCGCACGCGACCGACACACUCGUCAUGCGGCGACGCACCGGCGAGCCGCGGCGGCGGCCGAGCGUUGGUUGGACGGUCUUCACCCUCCGCACGGCUCCCGCCCUCCUCGCCGCCGGCCACUCGACGCGCGCCUUUCGCGGAGGCAUGCAGCGCAUCGACCCCGCUACGCUCACCGACGCGGCGGCGGUGCGGGUCACUAUGGCGGACUUUACGGGCGCAAACAUCCUGCUGCUCGCGCAGAAGCGGCCCGGGCUCGAGUCG